Messenger RNA from Monoraphidium neglectum, 612 nucleotides. RefSeq lists its product as hypothetical. The record is from RefSeq and is a predicted model, not a curated record. Lineage: Eukaryota; Viridiplantae; Chlorophyta; Chlorophyceae; Sphaeropleales; Selenastraceae. The coding region runs from base 1 to 612 and encodes 203 amino acids. Gene Ontology annotation, molecular function: pyridoxal phosphate binding; L-alanine:glyoxylate transaminase activity. The transcript has 5 exons. Gene Ontology annotation, biological process: glyoxylate catabolic process. Gene Ontology annotation, cellular component: mitochondrion.
AUGGCGGCGUACCGCAUCGUGCGCGAAGCCGGCGGCCUCUGCAUCGCCGACGAGGUCCAGACCGGCUUUGGCCGCACUGGUGACGCCUACUGGGGCUUCCAGCUGCAGGGGGUGACGCCAGACAUCGUCACCAUGGCCAAGGGCAUCGGCAACGGCCUGCCCCUGGCCGCGGUGGUCACCACGCCUGAGAUCGCGGCGGGCCUGACGCGCGCGAUCCACUUCAACACGUUUGGCGGCAACCCUAUGUGCAGCGCUGGCGGCCGCGCAGUGCUGCGAGUGAUCGACCGGGAGCGCAUACAGGACCACUGCAAGGACGUCGGCACGCACCUGCUCGAGCGGCUGGCGGGGCUGCAGGCCAAGCACUCCAUCAUUGGUGACGUGAGGGGGCGCGGCCUCAUGCUGGGCCUCGAGCUGGUGAAGGACCAAAAGACCAAGGAGCCGGCCACCAAGGAGCUGGCGGAGGUGUUUGAGGGCAUGAAGGACCUGGGGGUGCUCAUGGGCAAGGGCGGCCUGUACGGCAACGUCUUCCGAAUCAAGCCGCCGAUGGCGUUCAGCCGCGCAGACGCGGACUUCCUGGCCGACGUGAUGGACCACUGCCUGUCGAAGCUGUAG